AUGGCAUUAAACGUCUUGUACCAAGCAGUCCUAGUAAGAGGCUUCGGGAAUACGCCAAGUAGCAUUAGGACCAUCAUGGCUGAUACGAUAGUGGCGGACGAUGAUGAUAGGGGACUUUUCACAAACAAGUCCACUAUGAUGGCCAACUUUGAACAAUGGAUCAAAAUGGCUACCGACAAUAAAAUUAAUUCCAGGAACAGCUGGAACUUUGCACUUAUAGAUUACUUUCAUGACUUGAAUGUACUCAAAGAUGCAGAGGAUAACAUCAACUUCCAGAAAGCUUCUGCAACUCUAGACGGGUGUGUCAAGAUCUACUCCUCCAGAGUGGAUUCGGUCGCUAAUGAAACAGGCAUUUUGCUCAGUGGUCUCGCACAACGUAAAAACCAACAACAACAAGGCGACGAUGAGAGUGGUGCAGAGGGAGCUAAGACGAUAGAGAACGUUGUUGAAGGAGGAGUAACAAUAGAUCCCAGCACAGGCCUGCCAAUAUCCAAUGAAGUUGACACCACAAGCCGAAAACGAAAUUACAAUCGCGUGUUAGAGACUACGCUGGUAGAUUUUGAGACUCUUCGAAUGAGGGAGCUCGACCAAGAACUUAGCAUUGACCCUCUUUUCAAGAAAGCUUUGGCUGACUUUGACGAAGGUGGUGCCAAGAGCCUUUUACUCAACACUCUUCACAUUGAUAGUUCUGCUAGAGUUGUUUUUGAUGCAACAGCAAGUCACAGCCAAAGAAACUCUGGGAAACCUGAUUUAGUUGAGCAACACGAGACUUCGAAUAUAUCAGGAGAGAUGGAUGAAGAUUCUGUAGUGUCCGACUCUUCGCAUGAGGAAGCUGAAGGGUCAGUGCUGGGAGGAUCUGGGCCCGUAGAACAAGCAUCGAACUCGCAUGAUUCGAAUAUGAGUACCAAUCAUGGUUCUGAUCAUGAAACUAUAGAUGUGGAAGAUGAGAUCCUGGCGCUGGGCAUGGACUUCAUCGAUUUCAAGUUAAUAAAUGAAGCAGAAAUUUGCCCUUCGAUGAAAAGCUUGAAGGAUGUUGUUGAAGACAUCAACAAGGCCAAAUCUUUUAUUGACGAUGUCAAUAGCAAGUUUGAUAACUUCCUGACGGAGAAAGAUCUACAAAGCGCUAUUCCUGAUCCACAGGAGGACGAAGGCGCGAGUUAUGACCUCCAUGAUGACGGCAGCCUUGGCGCUGACGCUGGCCUUUACGAAGACGCUGGUGCUAUGGAGGACGACCAGAUAGAUGAUCCCGUCGGCGAUCAUUCAGGGGCCACUGAUGGCGAUAGAUCGACCGUUGACCCUAUAACGGCCGUUAUGGAUCGUGAUGUUAUGGCAUACUUUGAUGAGACCAUGAAGAAAAGUUGGAGGGGUCGCGAGCACUGGAAAGUCCGAAAUUUUAAGGACCGAUUCCUACCAAAAACAAACGAUAAUGCGACAAACGAUACCCAUGGCGAUGCGCAAGGCAGCGAAAAAGGAAGAGAUACCAACAAGCCCAAAAAGCCUCCUAAGCAGAAGUUCACGCUUGACUUCUUUAAUUUUAAUAACAUUGAAGAACAGAUAUUCGAUAACAAAAGGAAGGCAAAUAUAGAAAUGCCCCAAAAACUGCGAACAAAUCCCACCCGCUACUUGCUUCCUGAUGAUUAUCAGUUUUCGACACAGAAGGUUACAAGGCUUUUUAUUAAGCCGCAACAGCAUAUGAGCUUUUUCUCUCACAGAAAAUCGAAAGCCGACAACCAGCGGCCAGGCGGAAUUCUAAAGUUCGACGAAAUUGAUGCGCAUGAGGACAGUCAAGUUGCAGAGCUUGCUGACCAAAAUUUCUGGGCCCAAAACUACCAAAUGAGGGAACAAGAGAAGAACGUCAUGGAAGAAGAGAUAGACCGGCCAGAUAUGACCGCAGGUUUGCAAAAUCCGUUUGAUGAUGGCGAGGUCGAUUUUAACCAGGCUUUCGGAAGCGAGGCUCUCGACGAGUUCGACUCUGGCUCUAUAGAUCCGCCCCCGGGAGGCUCUGCUGGCUUAACACAGCCAUUUGGCAUGCCAGAGGGUAAAGUCACCUAUUCUCGAGUGUCAAAGAAAGUUGACGUCAAACGUUUGAAGGACAACAUCUGGAAGUCUAUAAGCACAACCCUCCAAGCCCAACAGAAGGAGAACAGUGAACAACAAGUGAAUGAAGAGGAUGCUGCGGGGCGGUCGACCCUCAAGUUUACUGACAUAGCUGAGAACAUCAGCACUAUGUACAAUGGCGAGAGAAAAAAGGACUUGUCCACGAGUUUCUGUUUCAUCUGCCUCCUCCACUUGGCUAAUGAACAUGGGUUUGAAAUAAAUCCAACUGAGGAUUUCACAGAUUUAGCGGUUGAAUUUCAGGCUGAGAAAGACAACACGUAG
Molecule: messenger RNA, 2379 nt
Organism: Lachancea thermotolerans CBS 6340
Lineage: Eukaryota; Fungi; Ascomycota; Saccharomycetes; Saccharomycetales; Saccharomycetaceae
Gene: BRN1
Product: condensin subunit BRN1
Exons: 1
Coding region: 1-2379 (792 amino acids)
Biological process (GO): mitotic chromosome condensation
Cellular component (GO): condensin complex
Molecular function (GO): chromatin binding
Source: RefSeq, a predicted model, not a curated record